Lycium barbarum (goji berry) is the source of this 2828-nucleotide messenger RNA. RefSeq names its product protein NLP7-like. Bases 310 to 2751 code for a protein of 813 amino acids. Gene Ontology annotation, molecular function: protein binding; DNA-binding transcription factor activity. The record is from RefSeq and is a predicted model, not a curated record. Lineage: Eukaryota; Viridiplantae; Streptophyta; Magnoliopsida; Solanales; Solanaceae. The transcript has 5 exons.
UUACAUUUGGCCUGGUUUCCCAUAUCUUCAAAUAGUUAUAAAUUUCCUUCACUGGAAACACAAAAAAGUUCAGCAACACCAAUUAAGAAGUUCCAUUGACAAAGUCAUCCACUACUUUGAAUUUGCUCCAAGAGCCAAUUAUAGUACAAGGCCAAAGGUUCAACUAGAAUAAAAUACUCAAUUUUCUAAAGGUUCAAAUUAAUAGGACUUUUUUAAGACUCCAGCACAGAGAAUAAGGUCCAUUCCUCGUUAGCCCCUGCCACUAUAAAGCUGAAGUUUUUCAAAGAACAUUACCAUGCCUAUUGUCUAAUGGCUGAGCAAUUACAAAUUCAAGAAUUUGUAGUAGGAGAAGAAGAAAAAGAAUGUACAACAAUUAUGGAUGUACAAAUAGAAUCGCCGGUAAAUCUCUAUAAUCUGGAUUAUUGCUAUUUAAACCUCCCUCCUAUCAGCCCAUUAGCUGAUAUUGUGCUAUCCCCCUUGUGGAGCUCUUCUGAUUGCAAUGAUACUGGCUGUUAUGAUGGAAGCAGCAUCAGUGCUAUUAGGAGGAUUAGCAAUGAUCAACACUUUUCCAGCCAUUCUGCAUCAUAUCCUGAUGGUUCACCUGGAGAUGUUGAUAGAAGCCUCAGAAAGAGCCCUGCAUAUGAGAAAGCCAGUAGUCUAGAUUUUUGUAAUAUUAAAAAAAGGAUUUCUCAGGCAGUUGAAUACAUUUUAUCAAUGGGAGAAGACAUCCUAGUUCAAUUUUGGGCACCUGUGAAGACCAGUAGUCAGUGUAUACUUGCAACUUGUGGGCAACCGUUUGCUAUUGAUUCCACAAAUUCGAGACUUCAUCAUUAUAGGAUGAUUUCAGUGAUGUAUUAUUACUCUGUUGAUGGUACGAAUGAUGGAUGCCUCGGGCUUCCUGGACGUGUCUUUAAGAUGAAAUUCCCAGAGUGGACUCCAAAUGUCAAAUAUUACUCGAGCAAAGAAUUUCCACAGUUAGAUCAUGCUUUACUCUACAAUAUUCGCGGAACCUUAGCACUUCCAGUAUUUGAAGGAGAUCGCUGUGUUGGUGUUCUUGAGCUCAUAAUGACAUCAGAGAAGAUCAAUUAUGCGCCAGAGUUUGACAAAGUCUGCAAAGCGUUAGAGGCAACCAAUCUAAAAAGCACAGAAACAUUUGAUCAGCGAGAUACAUUGACUUGCAAUGAAGACUUCAAAAACACACAGGUUGAAAUCCUCGAACUGCUUUCUGCAGUGUGUGAACGUCACAAGUUACCUUUAGCUCAGACCUGGCUUCCUUUCAGUCAUCAAAAUGCUGUGAUUUGCGGCAACAGAUUCACUGGACUUACCUGUGGUCCUAGUUUUGCAUUUUAUGUAGUAGAAGCUCAUAUGUGGGCUUUCCGAGAGGCUUGCUUGGAACAUCUCUUACAGGAUAAACAAGGGCUUCCUGGUAAGGCAUUUUCCUCUCUUGAUGCAUGUUUUUGUCCAGAUAUUAGCCUGUUCGGGAAAAGUGAGUAUCCCUUGGCACACUAUGCACGCAUGUUUGGGUUGCAGAGCAGUCUGGCUAUUCCCGUAUACAGUAGUCUAUCCAGAGAGGAAACCUGUGUUCUAGAAUUCUUCCUUCCUCAUAGCAGCACAGACCAGAAAAUGCAAUUGCAGAUUGCGGUUUCUAUUCUUGCAACAACGAGGGAAAUAUUGCAGAAUUCUAAAGUUAUGCAAUGGAUGGAACCCAAAGUAGAAGGACAUUUUAAAAUUAUUGAUUUGUCUGUUGGCAAGAAGCUUCCUUUCGCACCAGUGGCAGAACUAAAAUCCCAAACAGUAGACACCAGACAUGGAUUGUUAGCCUCACCAGGUGGACUUGGGUCAAAAGAACAAGAUCUGCCCAUGCAGCAAAUGCCGGAAUAUGAUAUUGCAUUAUUCAAAGCAACGAGUGAUGCUAAUGCAAAGAAGAUUACAUCCUCAAUUCUUGAAAAUGAUGAAAAGAAGACGUCACAGGUUCUUAGGCAACUUUUUGGAAGAAAUCUCAAUGAUGCUGCCAAUUGCCUUGGGGUCAGUCGAUCAACAUUCAAGAGAAUUUGUAGGCAGCAAGGGAUUUCCAGGUGGCCUCGGAUGAAGAAAUCAAGUAGUAAUUGUUUUGACCAAAUCAGAGAGCAUGUAAAUGAAGCUGCCCAUUUGGUUGAGAAAGCAUCUACUGGUACUUCGUGGCCAGUAGAACCUAUGCUUGAAUUUGGUUCAAACUCUUCAACCAACUUGAAGAAACCGAUCCAUCACGGUUUACUACUUCAGCAGAUAGAAUCAACCACAUUCACAUCUGGAAACUUAGCAAAAGAAAUGCCAAAUGAAAAAUCAAAUUCAGUUACUCUCAGCAAUUUUGGUGUAUUAGUCGGAACAGAUAAACGAGUUCCUGAAUCCAGUGGCUCAGUCCCCCAAAAUUCUUGUCCUCCUCUUGCACAACUGCUGGCUAGCAUUGUCGAUGUUCCCAGAAGUCCACCUGUUACUGCUUUGCAAAAUGGAGAAACUGCAAUAAUAAAGGUAAGAUAUGGGGAAUACAUUAUCAGAUUUCGACUUUCAUUUUCAUCACAGUUUGGAGAACUGGAAAACAAGGUGGCCGAUAGGCUAGAGUUGAAGAUUGGAACUUUUCGCAUUCAGUAUCAGGAUACAGAUGAUGAUUGGGUACUCAUAACUUGUAACGAUGAUUUGGAAAGUUGUCUAAGCGAAUGGAGAUCAGUGGGUAAUAGAUCAAUCAAAAUGCUGGUACAAACCAUAAACUUGUAAAGUUUACCUGUAGUUUUGUAUGUGAUUAUGUGUCAAAACAUGUGCUAUGGGUAAUUCAAAAAUCAUUUAAAACAGUA